This is a messenger RNA of Brassica napus (rape), 3211 nucleotides long. RefSeq names its product LEAF RUST 10 DISEASE-RESISTANCE LOCUS RECEPTOR-LIKE PROTEIN KINASE-like 1.3. The coding region runs from base 917 to 3043 and encodes 708 amino acids. Gene Ontology annotation, biological process: protein phosphorylation. Gene Ontology annotation, molecular function: ATP binding; polysaccharide binding; protein kinase activity. Lineage: Eukaryota; Viridiplantae; Streptophyta; Magnoliopsida; Brassicales; Brassicaceae. The transcript is spliced from 7 exons. The record is from RefSeq and is a predicted model, not a curated record.
AUGCAUAUCAUCUUAGUUUUUCCCCUUGCCAAAUUUAUGCAGCAUUACAACGAUGCAACCAGUCUAAAACAGAAAAUAACAGCUCGUUCAUAAGUAGAUUUGCAGCUUCCUAAGUUCCACUAUGCCACAUACCGCAACUAUAAACCUAUGUUGCACAAUAAGUAAAUCAACAAACAUUUACAACAUACUAAUCACCAAGAAAUUCAAGAAUCACGGCUCAUACUAAUCACAUGUCACAAAUAUCUUUUCUUGCGAUUUUCCUAUGUUGGUUGUGUCACUUCUAAGACAUACCUUAUAUCCUAGUGAGCUCAAGAUAGAAGGUAGAAACUUGAGUGGUCUUAAAGUAUUGAUCUGUCUCUAGCAACUUGGUAUACACGGUUUCCAUCAAGUCAUUUUCAACGUAUGGACGUCUUCGUUACAAUGAAACAUCCCCUUUCUUUAUCACAGUCCCUUCUUCUACUUCAUCAACAUCGUUCAGUUUUCCAUGGUAAAUGCUAAAGAGUCAUAGUCUUGUUCCACUCUUACUUUCUUUUUCUAGCCCCAUUUCUACUCUGCCUGACUUUUCUUAGUAAACUUUUCGUACCGGCACUUACGUUUUAAGUUGUCUUACAAAAAAACAAAACAAAUAAAUACUAAUAAAAAGUUAAAAACUGAUAUAUUAAUAGCAACCACUCAAAAUAAAAUAUUUUAAAAUAAUAUAAUAUCCUGACUGUCCACCAGUCCAUUCGAAGACUAAGUCAUCCUAACACACCUAAUUUACAAGGAAAUUUCCCUUUGGUAAUAGAUUUCCAGAUAAAGAAUAUAUAUAAAGAAACCAAGACUUGGACAAAAAAAACCAUGUUCCUAUUCUUCUUCUUCUACUACUUCUUCUUCAGCCUAGUGUUCAUCUUCAAGAAAAAAAGCAGAGGAGAGUACCAUGAUAAAUCUUUAUCAGUCUCUGACAAAAUCUUGGUCCUAUGCAACCAUAUGGAUGCUCUUUGUGAUUCCCUCUUUUGUUUUGUCAGUUGAUGAGCAUCACAAAAAAUGCUAUCAAUCGUUUACAUGCGCCAAUCAGAGAGGACUCUCUUAUCCCUUUUGGAUACCGGGGAGAAAAGAGUGUGGCCACCCGGAUUUCAAGGUCAACUGCAGCGGAGAUGUCGCAGAGUUUAGUAUAUCCUCUGUCAAGUUCCAAAUCCUUGAGAACAAGGGUUACAGCAUAAUACUUGCCAUAAAGGAUUAUCAAAGCAAUCUUUGUCCCCGACACCCUGAAAAUGUUAAAAUCAACCCGGAUGUUCUUCCAUUUUCUCAGGACACUAUGCUGUCAAUAUUUUAUUACAACUGCUCUGCUCCAAGGGUAGAUGUUCCUCGCGAUUUUUACAUUACAAAGCUGGACUGUGGGAAUGACAAUGGUAGGCGUAGUUACUUUGUCUCGUCCUUUUUACAGUCCUGGGAUAGAGCUAUCUUAGAAAAUUCAAGCGCAUCGUGUGAAAGAAAUGUCAGUAUUCCUGUAUCUCGAUAUGCCUUGAGUAUUGAAGACGGAAGUCCGACUCUGGAGGCUAUAGAGAAGGCUCUUAAGGAUGGUUUCGAGGUUAUGUUUACCACUGAAUGUUGGAAAUGCAAAGAAUCGCAUGGUGCUUGUGGUUAUAAUGAUAGCUCGAGAGCAUUCGUUUGCUACUGUGUGGACGGGCCUAGCAACCAUACUUGCGAUUCUGGGAUACCAAAGAAGAGACCCUACAGACCUACAAAAUCAGCACUCACCGAAUCAAAGAAAUCAGCACUCACCCACAAACAGAAACUAGGAAUCGGAUUCGCUGGCGGGUUCUUGGGUGCCACUCUUUUAGCAGGAGCUGUACUCUGUUUCAUAUGGAGAAGAAAGAAACUGGCAGCUCAAAACACAAGCAAAGGCCUAUCAACAACAUCUCCUUAUUCAAGCAGUAAUACAAUGUCCAACACUCCAACUUCCACAACAAUCUCCGGAAGCAACCACUCUCUCAUGCCGUCAAUCUCCAACCUUGCAAAUGGAAGCGACGUCUACUUCGGAGUUCAAGUCUUCAGCUACGAAGAACUCGAGGAAGCCACCGCGAAUUUCUCAAGAGAGCUUGGAGAUGGAGGAUUUGGUACUGUCUACUACGGCAUACUAAAGGACGGACGAGCAGUAGCUGUAAAACGACUCUUCGAGAGAUCACUAAGACGAGUUGAGCAAUUCAAGAACGAGAUUGAUAUCUUGAGGAACUUGAAACACCCGAACCUAGUGAUUCUAUACGGAUGCACGACAAGACAUAGCAGAGAGCUACUCUUGGUGUAUGAAUACAUCUCUAAUGGCACACUCGCUGAUCAUCUCCAUGGAGACCAAGCACAGUCUCGUCCUAUUUGCUGGCCUGCAAGACUCAACAUCGCCAUUCAAACCGCUAAUGCAUUGUCUUUUCUCCAUGCCUCAGGAAUCAUACACAGAGAUGUGAAGACUACAAACAUUCUUCUAGAUAGCAACUACCAAGUGAAAGUAGCUGACUUUGGUCUCUCACGGUUGUUUUCCACGGAUCAAACUCAUAUCUCCACCGCGCCGCAAGGAACCCCGGGAUAUGUUGAUCCCGAGUAUUACCAAUGUUACCGCCUCAACGAGAAGAGCGACGUUUACAGCUUCGGAGUCGUCCUCUCGGAGCUGAUCUCGUCCAAAGAAGCAGUCGACAUCACUCGGCAUCGACACGAUAUCAACCUCGCGAACAUGGCCAUCUCCAAAAUCCAAAACGACGCCGUCCACGAGCUUGCGGAUCUGACUCUCGGAUUCGCGAGGGAUCCUGCGGUGAAGAGGAUGAUGAUGUCGGUUGCUGAGCUGGCGUUCCGGUGUUUGCAACAGGAGAGGGAAGUGCGGCCGUCGAUGGAUGAGAUCGUCGAGGUUUUGAAAGGGAUUCAGAAGGAAGGGAUGCCAGAUUUUCCGGAGGUGGUGGACAUUGAUGUGAGCGGAGGAGAUGAAGUUGUGUUGCUAAGGCACGGAGUUCCUCCGCCGUUAUCGCCGGUAACUGAGAAAGAGACAAGUAGCUCGAAUACGACGGCGAGUUCGUUUUGAGAGUGUAGUAGGAGAGUCUAUGGACCCCAACGAGGGUUCGGUGUAAGUAUAUAUAUUGUGAAUUUUACCUUUUCACUUUUAUUUUACCUGACGUCUGAAUUGUUGACUAUUUUCUGUUGUAUUUUGAUAUUUUAGCAAAAGGACUAAUACAAUUACCGUAUCGUCAUA